Oryctolagus cuniculus (rabbit) is the source of this 1309-nucleotide messenger RNA. RefSeq names its product protein SSX1. Gene Ontology annotation, cellular component: nucleus. Gene Ontology annotation, biological process: regulation of DNA-templated transcription. Lineage: Eukaryota; Metazoa; Chordata; Mammalia; Lagomorpha; Leporidae. The record is from RefSeq and is a predicted model, not a curated record.
UGUCUCUUUUCCCGCCCAUUUUCCGGGCAUCUGAUUGGCGGGACUGAGUUCACGCACUGCCUGACUCGUUGAUGGUAAUACAACAGUCAAGAAACUUCAUUGCGCCCCUAGUGGAACCGCAGUUGCCUGCCAGACCGCCAAAACGGAGACUAAAACGGAUACCAGAGAAAGUACGGAAGUACUUCAAGAACUUCUUGAAAGAAUGAAAAUAAAUGAUACUGAGACUACAUCUCUUCAAGAUGAAACUGUUCCGGGUUCCAUGAGCACAAACGGAUCCCUUCCCAUGAGCCACAGUGCUGAUUCUCAGAAAUCAGAGAAGACAUGCAAGGCCUUCAAAGAUAUAUCCCAGUACUUUUCUAAGAAGGAAUGGGAAAAGUUGGAAUACUCUGAGAAGAUAACUUAUGUCUACAUGAAGAGAAACUAUACCACCAUGACUAAACUAGGUUUCAAAACUGUCGUCCCAGCUUUCAUGUGUUCUGGUAGAAAUGCUGAAAAAUCCCAGGAAGAUGAUCCUGAUGCAGGUCAGGGCGUCAGCACUGCAGGUCGUGAUGCUCCUGUGCCGGAGUCUUCUGGCAUGCAUCAGAGAAAACACCUGAAGGUGACCAAGAAGCCAGCAAAGAGAAGGAAUAAUUCACGUGGAAUGCCAAGAACAUCUUACUCGGGACAGGCUAAGAAGAAGCGAAAUCUGGAACACCUAAGUACCUCUGGGGAGCAUGAUGUGGUGUCAGAACCCAGAAAGAAGGAGAUUAACGUCUGGAGCCACCGCCUGCGGGAGAGAAAGUACGUGGUGGCCUAUGAAGAGAUUAGCGACCCGGAGGAAGAGGACUAAUUGUCCUCUGGGAAGUGCCUUGCCCAUGAUGAUAAGCAGAACCUGGUGGCAUUUGAAGAACAACGGGCAUGGCUAUGAAUCCCUGGCCAUCAGCAACUGAAGUUAAGAUCUGCUAAUAGUGAAAAUUUAAGCAUCGGUGUACUGAACGCACUCUUUUAGUGUUUUUCUAUGUGGCAAGCACUAUGUUAGAUAUAAAUGUAGCAUUAUCUCUGUUAGAAUAGCACUAUCCUUGCUUCCCAGUUGUGACUACUGAGGGCAAUUCUAAGUAUUCAGUUCCAGACAUUUUUCUGUGCAUUUGCAUAGGCACACAUCGGGUACCAAUGGCGAACAUCUCUCACCUGAUUUUUCCCACUAUUAUUUGUGUCCUGGACCAGUCCCUCCAAUUGCUGUUUGCACAUGAUCUAUACCGCAAACUCACAUCAUCACUUACUCUGUACUUGUUACUGGGAAUAAAUGUUUGUAAGCAUUCUCCUGUUGUUU